ACUCCGCGGGAAGGCGACAACCAUUACAGAGGCAUUCUCAGCAGUCAAAUCCCUUCUAUAGAUCAUCAAAGCAUCAUGCGCCUUGCUAUUGUCGCUCUCCUACUCCUGGCAACCUGCCUUUCCGCCCGAGCUGAUGUCUCUCAGCUAGUGAGAUCUGGCAAUGGAUUUGUAUACGAUGUUCCCAAGGUCACAGAGCUGGAACUGGAGGUCAGCAAUGAGUUUCCCACCGGCGAUGAGUUCCCCCAGGAUGCCAUACCCGUGGCGCCCUCAGAUGCAGAGCUAGGCCAGGCCGAGGAGCCCGAGGAACCAGCAGAGCCAGAAGAGCCAGCACCUGUAGCCGCCGCUUCCUCUUCCAGAUCCAGCAGCAUUGCAACCAAGAGCGGCAGCAGCGUCCAUGGAUACAAGUACCAGGUGCCUAGCCGGCGCUUCAAGAGCUAA
Molecule: messenger RNA, 438 nt
Organism: Drosophila kikkawai
Lineage: Eukaryota; Metazoa; Arthropoda; Insecta; Diptera; Drosophilidae
Source: RefSeq, a predicted model, not a curated record